Molecule: messenger RNA, 1008 nt
Organism: Haliaeetus leucocephalus (bald eagle)
Lineage: Eukaryota; Metazoa; Chordata; Aves; Accipitriformes; Accipitridae
Gene: PPP1R3C
Product: protein phosphatase 1, regulatory subunit 3C
Exons: 2
Coding region: 64-1008 (314 amino acids)
Biological process (GO): regulation of glycogen biosynthetic process
Cellular component (GO): protein phosphatase type 1 complex
Molecular function (GO): protein phosphatase 1 binding; glycogen binding
Source: RefSeq, a predicted model, not a curated record
AACCCGCCGCAUCUCUUGCUGGCGGUUCGGUUUUGCCUCUUCUAGCAGCCUACCUUUUCCAGAAUGAUACAGAUCUUGGACCCAAGGCCCUUGCCAAGUUCCAUCAUGCCCGUGGACGUGGCCAUGAGAAUAUGCUUAGCCCAUUCCCCACCGCUGAAGAGUUUUCUCAGCCCCCUUGAGGACUGCCAAAGAAACAACUUUGUGAACAGAUUCAAACCUCUCAGACCGUGUCUUCACAUGAAAAGUGACUCCGAAGCUCAGAAGAGUGACUGGAACCACUCAGCAGCCCGAGCCAAGAAGCGAGUUGUGUUUGCGGACUCAAAGGGCCUGUCCCUGACAGCCAUACACACCUUCUCUGAGUUCCAGGAGCACCCUGGGUGGGAUCUUCAGUUUGACCUCUUAGGCAUUGAAAACAUAACAUCUGGCUUAAAGCUACAUGAGGAGAAAAACUUGAUUCUGAGUUUCCCUCGGCCCUCAGCUGACUACCUGGACUUCAGGAACCGUCUGCAGAAGAACUUGGUCUGCCUGGAGAACUGCACCCUGCAAGAGAAGGUGCUGUCGGGCACUGUGAAAGUAAAAAAUGUGAGCUUUGAAAAAAAGGUUCAGGUUCGAAUUACCUUUGACUCGUGGAAGACUUACACGGACGUUGAGUGUGUAUACAUGAACAAUGUUUACAGUGAUUCUGAAAAUGAUACCUUCUCAUUUACCAUUGACUUGCCUCCUGCCAUUUCCCCUGAAGAGAAGAUAGAGUUUUGCAUUUCUUACCAAAGUGGAGAACAUACCUUCUGGGACAAUAAUGAGGGUCAGAAUUACAAGAUUCUCCAUGCAGAGUGGAAGCCUGAUGGCGUUCAGAUACCAUCUGCCAAGAAAGACUGUGUAGAUCUUCAGACUGCAAGGAGAGGACAAGAAAGAGAGCCUGAUCAACUAGGCAGUCCGAGGCUGUCCACUGGUCUCUUUCCCCAGUGGCAGAGCUUGGGUCAGGUUGAAAAUUCAUCACCAUAUUGGUGA